AUGGCUGACCUAGUUUUAUCCCCUGCUUUGCAAGUGAUCUUUGACAGACUAGCAUCUCCAGUCCUGCAAAAGUUUGCUGAUAUCUGGGAUUUCAAGGACAACCUCCAAAGCCUACAUGAAACCUUGCUGCUGGUUCAAGCUACUCUUGAAGAUGCAGAAGAGCAACAACUGACCAACAAAGCUGUCAGACGUUGGUUGUCAAAACUAAAGAAUGCAGCUUGUGAUGCUGAGGACCUUCUUGACUUCUAUACCUCUAGAGAAACUUUAAUGAGUAUAGAACAUGUAUAUGGUGAUUUCCCUUCCCAAAUUAGAAGAGGUACAGAUGCUGAAAAGAUUAGAAAGAUGCUCCAUGUGUUGGAGAAGACUGUAAAAGAUGGACUCUUUAAGUUUAGACGGCCUACCGUCGUAAAUCGUCAAUCCACCAUAAGGGAGACAAGCUCAUUUGUGAUCAAGUCAGAGAUAUAUGGAAGAGAGGAUGACAAAGAGAAUUUGGUCAAACUGUUACUAUCUUCUCAACAUUGCCAGGAAUUGGGAUACGCAGUUUGUAUUCCAAUAGUUGGUAUUGGAGGAAUUGGUAAGACAACUCUUGCUCAAUUAGCAUAUAAUGAUGAGAGGGUGAUUCAACACUUCGAUGCUAGAAUGUGGAUCUUUGUUUCUGAUAUUUUCAAUGUCAAAAAGAUAAUGAAGACAGUUAUCGAGUCUGCAACGAAGGAGGAAUGCAAGUUCUUGGAGAUUGACCUACUUCAGUCUCGGCUUUGGCAUUUGCUACAUAACAAAAGAUAUCUCAUUGUGUUAGAUGAUGUUUGGACUGAAGAGCAUGAAGAUUGGGAUGAACUGAAGCCUUUGUUUAGGGGGGGUGUUGAUGGAUGCAAAAUCAUUCUCACUACCCGCAGUAAAAAGGUUGCAUUCAUGAGGGACUCCCCAAUUUCUCCAUAUUAUUUGAAGGGUUUAGCUGAGGAUGAUUGCUGGGCUUUGUUCAAGCAACGGGCUUUUAGGCGAGGAGAAGAGGAGAAGUAUACAAACCUUUCGCUGAUUGCGAAGCAGAUUGUCAAAAAAUGUGGAGGUGUACCACUAGCGGUAAAAAGUUUGGGAAGUUUGAUGCGCUUUAAAAGAGAGGAACAACAGUGGUUUUUUAUGCAAAAUAGUGAAUUUUGGAGAUUAGAUGUAUGCCAACAUAGAGUUUUGCCAGCUCUAAUGCUGAGUUAUCUUCACCUGCCAUCACAUCUUAGACAAUGCUUUGCAUUCUGCUCAAUAUUUCCCAGAAAUUAUGAAUUUGAGAAGCAGAAGUUAAUUUAUCUAUGGAUGGCAGAAGGCUUAAUUGUACAACAAGGAAGCAAGCGACCAGAAGACAUUGGUAAUGAGUACUUGACUGACCUGCUGUGGAUGUCUUUCUUUCAAGAAGUAGAGCAAUGCCAUGGUGGCAGAACAAUUCGAUACAAAAUGGAUGAUAUCAUUCAUGAUCUUGCACGAUAUGUUGCUGAAAAGGAAUAUGUGAUACUUGAACAGAAUCUUCCAACAAAUAGUCCAGCUCCACCACAAAUUCGUCACUCCUCUGUUGUUUACAAAUACAGGGAAGUUACAAUUCCAGCAGCUCUGUAUGAAGCAGAUCAUUUACGAAGUCUCCUAUUGAUUGGAGAAUCCGGCUCGUUAGAGAAGAAUAAUCAAAUAUUUUCAAGUUUUGAAUACUUACGUGUGCUAGAUCUGAACAACUGUGAUGUUUCUACUUUGCCGGAAUCAUUGGGUGGCUUGAUAUGUUUAAGGUAUCUUGACCUUUCUUACACACCUAUCACCAAGUUACCUGAAAGCACAUGCAAUCUGUGUUCUUUGCAGACUUUAGUACUAUUUGGUUGUGAUAAACUUGAAUAUUUGCCGUUUGUUGGAAAGAUGACAAGCCUCAGACAUCUUAAUAUAACUGGAUGUGCAAGUUUGUCUAAGAUGCCUGCUGGGAUAGAAAGGUUAUAUCAACUUCAGACGUUGCCAUUAUUUGUUGUUAGCAAAUUAUAUCAGAACCCUGAUAUUGGUAUUCUAAAAGAUUUAAAUCUUCAUGGCAAGUUGAACAUUACACACUUGGAGAAUGUAAGAAAUAAAGAAGAAGCACGAGCAGCUGGUUUGAUGAGAAAGAAAAAUCUUGAGUCAUUGGGAUUAUAUUGGGGAGGUUUUGAAAAUGUGGACAAAUCAUUCACCAAAAAACAAUAUGAACCUGUUAUCAAUCUUGAUGCAAGAGAGGAAGAGCUGGUGCUAGGAAUUCUUCAUGGCCUGGAACCACCUCGUAAUCUGAAAAAACUUGUUAUAAAUGGAUAUCCAGGAAUCAUAUUUGAUGGUUGGGAUUUCCCAGAACAUUUGAUUUCACUUGAUUUUACCAACAGUAACAAUUUAGAACAUCUUCCUGCCCUUGGGGAUCUGGAGCUACUUCAUACUCUUUCUCUGCAUGGAAUGAAACGUGUCAAGCGCAUUGGUAGAGAGUUCUAUGGUCGCCAGAGAAACGCACAGUCAUCACUUGAAGAACUAUCACUCAGUGAUUUUCCAAACUUGGAAGAGUGGUCAACUGGAAAUAAAGAAAAUGCAUUCCCUCAGUUAACGAAACUAAUUGUUAAAAGAUGUCCCAAGUUAGUACAUAUACCAUUGUCUAUGUCCCUUCGACAUCUGGAGCUGCGGGAUUGUAAUCUAACAUUGGUUUCCAUAGCAAAUUUAAGUUUGCUUUCUGUGCUUGUUAUAGAAAAAAUUCCAGAGCUAGUAUCUCUCCCCGAAGGGCUUUUUGCAUCAGCUCGUCUGUCUUCUCUGAAGAUCUUGUCUUGCCCCAAACUAGUUUCACUGCCUACAGAGAUAGGAAACCUUUCUGCUCUGAAAUCGUUGACCAUUGGUUGGUGUGAAGAGCUGUACACUCUGCCAAGUUUGCAGAACAUGAAAGCUCUGGAGUCACUGGAGAUUAGUGACUGUCACAGUCUAAUAUCCAUGCCAGAUGGUGGAAUUGGUGGCUUGAGUUCCCUUCGAACUUUGUCCAUCGAAAACUGCAGUAGUCUUACAUCUCUUUCGUGUAGUUUCGAACAUCUCACGUUGCUUGAACACUUGACCUUUAUGUACUGUCCCAGUCUUGGUUCUUUUCCAGAGGGUGUGCAACACCUCUCUUCACUUCGAAGUUUGACUAUUUUGAGUUGUCCUUGGUUUGAUUUUCUGCCUGAAGGGUUGCAAAAUGUCAGGACCUUGAACUGCAUGGAAAUUAGUAGCUGCCCUGAUCUAACAGCUUUGCCAGAAUGGUUUGAGGAUCUUGAUUCUCUUAGAUCUUUGACGAUAUCUGACUGUCCUAAUUUAGAACAAUUGCCACCAGGUCUCAAGCAUCUGACUAAACUCCAGCACCUCUCCAUUCAAGAAUGUCCAGAGCUUGAGGAAAGAUGUAGACAAGGAAGUGGUGAGGAUUGGUUUAAAAUAUCCCAUGUCCCGCAUAAGUACAUUGGAUCACCUCAGGUCAGUCAGUCCGGAGAAGCAAGCACAUCUGGCAGCUGUUCUGUGCAAACAUCUUCUCAUUAA
This is a messenger RNA of Prunus avium (sweet cherry), 3525 nucleotides long. RefSeq names its product putative disease resistance protein RGA3. Gene Ontology annotation, molecular function: ADP binding. The record is from RefSeq and is a predicted model, not a curated record. Lineage: Eukaryota; Viridiplantae; Streptophyta; Magnoliopsida; Rosales; Rosaceae.